This is a messenger RNA of Paramuricea clavata, 1071 nucleotides long. NCBI's taxonomy places the organism in Eukaryota, Metazoa, Cnidaria, Anthozoa, Malacalcyonacea, Plexauridae. The record is from the annotation of a GenBank genome assembly.
AUGGAUAACAUAGAGCUGAACAACCUUAACCAACUGGAAGGAGCUGAAGGAGGUGAAGGAGGUGAGGACGAAACAAACAUUGACAAUACAUUCCCCAGCGAAGACGACUUUCAAGCUGGAAUAGAUAGACUAGACAGGCAAGACGACAACGUAAGGGUCUCUACCUUCCACGAGGAAAACAAGGACGAUACAUUUAAAAAAAGGGAAAAGGAGACAGAUCGUUUGUACGCAGUCGGAUCGUUUAACGAAUUAAAAGCAGAAUAUGUUAGAAAGCUUUUCGUAAAAGACUACAGUUUAAACCCAAACGACGGACAAUUUUCUAGAGAGUUUUUUUCUCGCCUAGACAUUGAUAAAUAUAAAUUAACAUUUGACGGAACCGCAGUAGCAUACAUCGAAAAGGAUGGUACCUACAAAUUAUCGCGGGACAAGAAGUAUUUAGAAAAUUAACAUAAUUUCCUCGAAUUAUCCGACAAGGCAAUAGAAGAGCAUAGGGUUAAAGCCAUAAGCACAAUUGAAGAGGAAACCGGAGGAGAAACAUCAAGAACAAACGCAGAAGAAAUUUACGAGGAUGCUAGGGAAGAACUACAUCAGGAAGAUACCACUGUAGGUAAUACCUUUACAGAACGUGUAUUAAGAUUGCAAGCAAGGGGAAAACUAACCGUACAGGAAGCUAGGGAUCUUGCUGGAAUACCCGUCGCUAAGGGUACUCCAGAAGAAAAGAUCAAAUACCUAAGAAUAGAAAGUAAAAGACUGGAGGAGGAACUAAAAACUGAAACAGAUCCGGAAAAACAGCAGGCCAUGCAGGAAGGUAGGGAUAUCGCCGAGCGGGGUAUAGAUAACGCCCUGCUAGAAAUGGGACGACAGCCCGAAUCGGAGGGAAAACACAAGUUUAGGGAAAAAGUAAGGGAAGACAACCGAACAAAAUUUGGAAAAUUCCGCAAAUGGGCAAAGGAAAACCUAGGUGCAUUAGCCGCCAUUGCUAUUUCUAUCGCUGGAAUCAUCACCACAGUCGUGGUGGCCGGUAAAAAGACCAUCGUAGGAGCAUCCAAAGGACUAGGAGCCGUAGGAUAA